Messenger RNA from Morus notabilis, 570 nucleotides. Its product is annotated as histone H4. The transcript has a single exon. Gene Ontology annotation, molecular function: DNA binding; structural constituent of chromatin; protein heterodimerization activity. The coding region runs from base 73 to 384 and encodes 103 amino acids. Gene Ontology annotation, cellular component: nucleosome. NCBI's taxonomy places the organism in Eukaryota, Viridiplantae, Streptophyta, Magnoliopsida, Rosales, Moraceae. The record is from RefSeq and is a predicted model, not a curated record. Gene Ontology annotation, biological process: nucleosome assembly.
CGAAUCAGUCGUUUCCAUUUCCAAAUAUUCAAAACUUUCUCUCUCUCUUAUUGACCAAAACUUUCCGAGAAAAUGUCUGGGCGUGGAAAGGGAGGCAAGGGCUUGGGCAAGGGAGGAGCCAAGCGUCACAGGAAGGUCCUCAGAGACAACAUCCAGGGCAUCACGAAGCCGGCGAUUCGCCGUCUUGCUCGCAGAGGCGGUGUGAAGCGUAUCAGCGGUCUGAUCUACGAGGAGACCAGAGGAGUGCUCAAAAUCUUCUUGGAGAACGUGAUCCGCGACGCCGUCACCUACACCGAGCACGCCAGGAGGAAGACCGUCACCGCGAUGGACGUCGUUUACGCUCUCAAGAGGCAGGGGAGGACUCUCUACGGUUUCGGCGGAUGAUUGCUUUUGUUUUGAAUUUGAUGCGUUCGUUGUCGAUAUUUUAGUAGUGAUUGCAGAUCUAGGCUUUACAUCUGAAGUACAUGGAUGUUUCGUUGCAAGUUUGGUACUUUCAGAUUUGUCUCUUGUAAUUCUCGCUUUCUGAAUUUGAGCUAAUACGGAUUGGCACGGUUGAAUUUAUCUUCUCAA